AUGAAGAGCGAUUCCAAUGGCUCUGUCUCUCCUUAUUCUCCCAAACCCAGAACCCGUCUCGUCAGUUCUCGGUUCAUGUCUCCAAACUCGACCGCUUCGCCUGAACCUGGUUCAGGCUCCCCGCUCGGCCGGUUCAACCGAUUGGCGAGGAAAGACUCCACCACUCUCGCCGAUCACAUUGGCAACGAGAGGCUCAAAGAAAGGGAAGAACACCACCAACAUCAGAAUAAGAAACCCACAAACAGAACAGGCUCUGUUUUUUCUGCUCUCACGAAACAGAGAAGCUGCAGGGAGUUCAGAAACAACACCAAUUGCUUAGAAGAAAACAAUCAAGAUCGAGAAGUUGUUGGUAGGACCACGAAGAAUGGUGUCUCCGGAAAGUCUCCUUGUCCUUCUCCUGUGGUGAAGAAAACAAGUUCUUAUUUUGAUCCAGCGAGACACUCUCUGGAUGAGAACACCUUUAAGGGAAGCUUUCUUUGUGCUCAGAAUUCAAUUGAUUCGGAAUCGGAAAAUACGAGUUUGGAUUCUGUCCCUCUGGAAAGAACAUUGAGUUCGAGGAAAUUGGGUAGGGAGGUUUCUUCUAAGUACAUGGCAGCGUGUGGAAGAAGAGGAGAAGCUUCCGAUUCAGACCCUCUGUCUUUUGACGAUUCAUGGAUGAUGAAGAAGAAUAUCACCCAGAAAGCGGUGAAGAAGGCUAAUUCGCUUAUUGGGUACAUGAGUUCCAAGUCUCAGUGGGCAUUGUCUCCAGGGAGAUCAGGAUCACCGGCUUUGUCUUUGGAAAGCAAGGAUAAGCCAUUGUCGUUUUCGAGCUUGAAGCCUCCACACAAGCGAGUGGAGAAGAUUCUGAGCAUGGGUUUUGAUCUCUUCAGGACUAAAAAAUCUUUUUCUACGACUGAGGUGGUUCAUCAGUUGCGUCUGCUUCAUAACCGGUUGAUCCAAUGGCGGUUCGCAAAUGCUAGAGCUCACACUGUCAAUCACUCCAUGUCUCUUCAGGCUCAGGUAUUGCUCACACUAUUCAAUUUUGUAUAG
Molecule: messenger RNA, 1029 nt
Organism: Vigna umbellata (rice bean)
Lineage: Eukaryota; Viridiplantae; Streptophyta; Magnoliopsida; Fabales; Fabaceae
Product: QWRF motif-containing protein 3-like
Biological process (GO): spindle assembly
Cellular component (GO): cytoplasm; nuclear microtubule
Molecular function (GO): microtubule binding
Source: RefSeq, a predicted model, not a curated record